CAAUUCUCCCAACAAUACAAUACGCGUACACCAACGACCCUUCUACUUCGUCGUCUCCUUCACAGAACCAAACGACCCGAACCCAGCAACGCGAAGAACCCAGAACCCGACAAACCUUCGCCAAAUCACGUAUCCUUCCGUAUGAAGACCGUUGGUGUCUCAAUCUCAGUGCCGCGUCGUCUCCACCUCAAGAACCAGACGGCUCUCGUUGGUAAAUUGUACGAUUUUAACUCAUUGGAGCCUUCUCCAUUUCAAAAUUUGAUUUAAUUUGACUCUGCCUCGUCGUUUGGGACCCGAAAUCCUCCCCACAAUUAAAAAUUUCUCUUUUUUCAACUGGAUACUAGCAAUUAGCAAAGCCUUUUCGCCCAAAUAGUUUCAGGAGGUGCUUCAAUGGCAAAAUCAUUCGAUGCCCAGAUGUAUCUGAAGAGAGUCGGAUUAGGGAAAGAAGAUUAUCACUUCUGGAAGCAAGUGGGAAAGGCUUUGCUCUGUACUUACACUCUGUUUGGUGUGGCGUGGGUGUGGAAUGAAACUUCGCCGCUUGGUUGGUGGACCUUAAAGCCACGGCCAAAGGAAGAAAAAGAAUUAGCACAUCUUUACGAACGCCGGAAAUUUCCAUAUCCAGGUGACGACAAGGCCAUGGAAGAAUUCGUUGCCAAAGGUGGGAUGAUUGGGACUACCAUUGGUCCCAAGGGAAUCAUUGAAUCUGAUAAAGACUCAUACAAUUAUCAGAAAGCAUUGCAGGAUAAGAAAGUUGACCAAGAAGCCUUCAAGCUGUGGACGAGGAUGAGGAAUGAGGUCAUUUCUGAGCUUCAAGAGAAAGGGUUUGAUGUAGAGUGAGUGAAUAUAGUUAAUUACUGUUAAUCGGAUUUGCUUCUCUCAUGCUUAUACCUUAAUUGCGCACUUUGUGCCUUGCAAAUUUACUAUGUAUUUAUGUAUUUUGUAGUUGGAUGUUUAAUGUGAAUUCAUCAGUUUUGUCGUUCAAA
Messenger RNA from Solanum tuberosum (potato), 983 nucleotides. RefSeq lists its product as uncharacterized. Lineage: Eukaryota; Viridiplantae; Streptophyta; Magnoliopsida; Solanales; Solanaceae. The transcript has a single exon. The record is from RefSeq and is a predicted model, not a curated record. The coding region runs from base 391 to 837 and encodes 148 amino acids.